AUGUCACUCCUCAGCGACAUAGACGUUCCCUUCCUCCCCCUCCCCACCAGCGGGGGGUCAUGCACCGUCCACCCCCUAGUGAACAGCACGCUCACCAUCCCCGAGGCAUACGUGCUCACCCCGUAUUCCUCGACAACCGCAGCGUACAGAGUACCCGCAUUUUGCUUUCUUGUCACCCACAUGCCGUCGGGUAGGAGGAUCAUGUAUGAUCUUGGGGUGCGCAGGGACUGGAAGGAGGCUUAUCCGAGGGAGGUGAUGCUUAUGGCCCGGGAUAUGUGGGCUGCGGACGCGCACGCUGAGACUGCGGAGCUGCUUAAGCAGGGAGGGGUAGACCCAGAGAGUGUGGAUACGAUCGUAUUCAGUCAUUUCCACUGGGAUCAUACGGGCAACAUCUCCCAUUUCCCUAGGGCGUCACUUGUCGGCGGACCGGGGACGCUGGGUGGGGGAGAGACAGGUGGGUUCAGAGGCGACCUUGUCGAGCAGAUCGAAGCCGCAGGGAGGAAGACAAGUCCGAUCGAUUUUGACAGGGAUAAGACGGAGAAAGUGGGCUCGUUCGACAAGUGCUUUGAUCUGCUGGGGGAUGGCAGCGUCUGGGUCGUCCAAACUGCCGGGCAUACGAUGGGCCAUGUUUCCCUUCUCGUGCGGACGAGUUCUGGGCCAGACAGCUGGAUACUCCUAGGCGGGGACACAGCGCACCACCCUGCACUCCUCUGCCCUUGCUCGCAGCACACGAUCAGCACUGAUUUCCGGCCCCCUUCCGAGCCCGACACGGUACGGACGAUGCACCUCGUCCCCCAACAGGCGUGGAACAGUAUCCUCCGCACGAGGCGGAUGGAAAAAGAGGACAACGUCAUGGUUGUCGUUGCGCAUGAUUACCUGUAUUGGAGGGAGUGGGAGAAGAAGGGGCUGAUUUGGCCUGGUAGGGGACUGGGGGAGUGGAAGAAGGAGGGGCUGAAGAUGCAGAGAGAGUAUAAACCGGAGGGGUAUGAGAGGCAGUGA
This is a messenger RNA of Dacryopinax primogenitus, 999 nucleotides long. RefSeq names its product Metallo-hydrolase/oxidoreductase. The coding region runs from base 1 to 999 and encodes 332 amino acids. The transcript has 3 exons. The record is from RefSeq and is a predicted model, not a curated record. NCBI's taxonomy places the organism in Eukaryota, Fungi, Basidiomycota, Dacrymycetes, Dacrymycetales, Dacrymycetaceae.